AGAGAGAGAGAGAGAGAGAGAGAGAGAACCAAGACUGAAGAGAGAGAGAGAGAGACGAGGUACUGAAGUUUAUUAUUUGCUCGUGAAUUUCUUGAUUUGGGUUUUCGAUAAUUCUUUUAAUAAUUCUGUCUUUCCAUAGAGAUUUGCGUCUCUGUUUCAUUUCUGCAGAACUAUCUCUCUCUCUCUCUGGGGUCUAUAUCACUCUUCUGCAACAAAUCGAUAAUUCCUAUAAACUGAUCUUUGUCACGUUGUAGAAAGCUAAACCGUAGCCAUAGAUUUCUAAUCCUAAAUCCUCUCUCAACACUCUCCUGCACUCGAGGGGUUUUAGUAGACACUUGCUAUAACACACAUACAUAUAUAUCGCCUGUAUCUCUUACGGCUUUUCUCUCUCUUAGGGUUUUGAGAAUCUGAUUUGCGGAGAGAAGAUUUAUGUCAACUGGGUCUGAUUUGGCUUUGAUUGGAGCUCUGUUGAAGGUCUUGAUCUCGUACGCGUCUGUUUUCUUCGCCCUCUGCAUGCGACAACCCUGCUCUCUUCACCUGUUUUCCUCAGCCUUUUCGAUGCCUUUGAGGCCCAAGAGGACUUGUACUGGAGUAAAGUGUUUUCCCGGUUUUCACAUAAAGCGAUUUGUCCAUCUAUUCUUGUUCUUGAGAGGGCCUCAUACUUGAUAUACAACUCUGGUUUUGCGUAGCUAUUGCCUUUAACCCUUCCUCUCAUAUCCUUCUGCCUUUUUCUUUUCAUUUCUUCCGAACAAGAUUUUAUUACGGGUAUUUUGAGGGGUUUUGGACAGACUUCAGCGAAAAUGCCAGACCCACCAUCGAAUCAAGCAACUGUGUGUCCGAAAUCCAGAACCAAAGCGUUUUCUUCUCAAGAAAGCACCAGAAAAAUGAAGAGAAUUCGUGUGAUUUGCAACGAUCCUUAUGCUACAGACUCUUCCGACGAUGAGGGAAGCAAUGAGAAGCCAUAUGGUCCGAAACGCAUGGUUCAGGAGAUUAGCAUUCCUCUUUGGGGUUUCAAGCAGCUGAAAAAUGCUGAAUCAGAGAACUCAUGUCAAGACAGCAACAAUGGUGAGAGAACCCCAAAGAAGAAGAGGGUUUUGACGAAAACACCUAAUCAGAAUACUUGUGGCUCAAAAUACAGGGGAGUUCGGCAACGGAGGUGGGGAAAAUGGGCUGCUGAGAUUCGGGACCCAUUCCAGAGGAGGAGGGUCUGGCUGGGUACUUACGAUAGUGCUGAAGAAGCCGCUAGGGCUUAUGAUACGAAGAAGCUGGAAUUCGAAUCCAAGGCUGCUGCUGCUGCUGUUUCUGAGAAGAGUGAAUUCAAUCCCUCUUCAAUCGCAGCUGUUUCUGAGGAAUCUGUGAACACGUCUCUCACAUCGCCUUCAUCUGUUCUCGAAUUGGAUUCAGCUUCUCAAUUUGAUGGAAAAUGCAAUGAAACAGUGAUAAAUGGUGGUGUUGUAACCAGUCCUGUGGUGGUUGGCUUUGAGAACGAGUUCGGUGAUGAAGUGCUUGAUUCUCUGGUUGUGGACAAGACAUUGGUGCCACAAACUGAGACUAAAGAAGAUGAGCAGAGAAUGCCUAAUGCAGUUGACAUGGAUGAGCUACUGGUUUCUCAAAUUGGGGAAGGUCUUGAUUUGGGAAUGGAUCUCGAGUCUUUCUUCCUCGACGAUUUCACUCCUCUUUUUGACGACUUUGGAAACCUUGAAGAUCUUCAAAUGUGCGGGUUCGAGGAUAAUGCACCCACUGAUCUUCCGGAUUUUGAUUUUGAGCUUGGCAAUGAAGAGCUUGCCUGGAUUGGUGAACCCCUCAAUAUACCAUGCCUAUAAGUUUUGCAGCUAGUAGGAAUUAGUAUUAGUAUAUUUAUAUUUCUAUCUAAAAGUAUUUGAGCAGUGUUCAUCUCUCGAGAAAAUGUUCUUGAGAAGGUGGUUUUGUUGAGUGAGGAUCUUUUAGUAUUUGUUUGUUUGGGAAGAGAGAUGUGCUAGAGAAGUGAACACAAUUUUUGAUUUGUAUGGAGAGGAAUAGGUCCUUUGGGUUUUCUUGUGCUAUUUAGAGCCGUCCCAAAGGUCUGGUUUCUUCUCCUUGGAAGAGAGGCAGAGUUGUUGCUUGAGCGUUUGGAGAGCUUUUGUUCAUUUCCUGGUCAUCUCUCUCUUUAUUUAUGAAGGUAUUGUUAUUUCAGUAA
Messenger RNA from Rhododendron vialii, 2176 nucleotides. RefSeq names its product ethylene-responsive transcription factor ERF118. The transcript has 2 exons. Gene Ontology annotation, biological process: regulation of DNA-templated transcription. Bases 801 to 1823 code for a protein of 340 amino acids. Gene Ontology annotation, molecular function: DNA binding; DNA-binding transcription factor activity. The record is from RefSeq and is a predicted model, not a curated record. Lineage: Eukaryota; Viridiplantae; Streptophyta; Magnoliopsida; Ericales; Ericaceae.